CCUCUCUAGGAAGCGCGCGCCGCUCCCUUUAACCCGUAGAGAGCCAAGCGGCGGCGGGGGUUUGAAAGGCUGGAUUCUUAGAGAGGCAGGAAAUGGGGGAACAGGGGGAUGUCAACAGUGGGAGCAACUUCCUGCCUUGCGUCCCCCCUCCCCAUCAAAUGUUUCUGCAAAAGCGGCUUUUGAAUGCUGUUUGCCAGAAGCUGCAGGCAGGGUGAGUGGUUUGUCGUCCACCCAGGAAGGCCACCUGCUUCUGAAUGACCUUUCUGCAGGCCGGAGAUGAGGCAUCUCUGAAGGAGCCCUUUUGAGCCCCCUUUUGCGUCAAGACAGCAGCUCUGGUUUCCAGCGGGGUUGCGGGACGGGGGCAAGAGGCUUCGGGCUAAGCCUGGGAGGCGGGAUGGCGGUGGAGCAAGUGGACAGCUCCCCUACCCUGACUCUCCAGCUGCAGGCCAUUCCGGAUGAAAGCAGGGACCCAGAGAUGAAGAUGGAGCCAGAGGAGCUUCUGGGCCUCAAAGAGGCAACAGGGGCAGGAGACAGCUCACCAGACUCUCAGCCAGCGGCCAUCGGGGUCCCCAAACGCUGGGAAGAGCUGCAGCGCAUUAAGCAGGAGCCAGAUGAGGGCCUGUCGUCGCUCCGCUGGGAAGCCCAGUGGCAGGAAUUCCUGAAGGCAGUGCAGACCCCUCACACUGGCGAGGGCGACCCACAGCUGCCAGAAGCCGUGCCGUGGGGUGAAGACAAGAACACCCUGUCCCACCGUGAGAGGGCAGAGGCCGUCAGCCAGGGGACUCAAGAACAGAGCCAGGAUGGGGUCCUUCCUUUAAACAGAGCAGCCCAGCAAGCUGAUGGGAGGGCGGGUGCCACUGGCGAUAUCGGACAAGCGAUAAAGAUGGAGGACUCUGCCAGCUCAGAGGCCCAUCGCCAGCUCUUCAGGAAGCAAUGCUACCAUGACGCCCAGGGCCCUCGCAAGGUCUACGGCCUCCUGAGGGAGCUUUGCCAUCAGUGGCUGAGGCCAGAGAAGCACACCAAGGAGCAGAUCCUGGACCUGGUGAUCCUGGAGCAGUUCCUGGCUGUCCUGCCCUCGGAAAUGGGGAGCUGGGUGAAGGAACGAGGCUCAGAGAGCUGCGUCCAGGCCGUGGCCCUGGCAGAGGAAUUCCUCCUGAGGCACCAGGAGGCGGAGAAAGCGGGAGGGCAGGUGCCAGGGUCGUUCCAAGAGGCUGCUGUGACCUUCGCUGCAAAUGUGGAGGCAUUGCCGGAAACCGCCCAGAGACAGCUCGACGGGGAGUUCAAGCGGGAAAAUGAGGGGGUCUCCAGCGUGCUGGCAGGUGAUAGGGACCAGUGUGCUACUGGUGGAGAACUAUUCUGGGUCCCACAAGGAAGAGGAGUGGGUCAGGAGCUGGAGGAAAAAGAUGGGAGCCAAGGGAAGUCAGAGAAGCUUCGGAGCCAUGAAAUGGAGAUGUGGAGGGACAAAUUUCUCCCUUGCCUGGAUGACAACGCCUGCAAAAUGUCAGCCCAGCAGGGCACCCUCAAAAGGAAGAAGCGCAUCAGAAGCACGGUGAGCGAGAAGCUUUUCCGAGAUGAAUCGAACCUUCGUGGAAUCCACACAGGAGAGAAGCCGCACGACUGCUCGGUCUGCGGGAAGAUAUUCCGCAGGCGCUCGGACCUCAACAGCCACCAGCGCACCCACACGGGAGAGAAGCCCUACGUUUGCCUGAACUGCGGGAAGAGGUUCAGUCGGAGCACAAACCUUAUCUCACACAAGAGAAUCCACACGGGGGAGAAGCCCUAUAAAUGCUCGGACUGCGGGAAAAACUUCUGCCACAAAUCCGGCCUGAUAAGGCACCGGAGGACCCACACGGGAGAGAAGCCGUACGCCUGUCCCGAGUGCGGGAAGAGCUUCAGCCAGAGGCAACAUCUUAUCACGCACCAGCGGAACCACACGGGCGAGAAACCCUUUACCUGCUCCGAGUGCGGGAAGAGCUUCAACCAGAGCCAGCACCUUACCACGCACCAGAGAAACCACACCGGGGAGAAGCCCUUCGAAUGCUCCCAGUGUAGCAAGCGCUUUUGCGACAAGUCCACCCUUUUUAGACACCAGAGAAGCCACAUUGGGAAGAAACCCUUCAAAUGUUCCAAGUGCGAAGAGAGCUUCUACCGGAGCAAGCAUCUUAUCAGACACCAGAGAAUCCAUCUUGAACCUUCAACGGUCUAAUUUCAUGGGUUUUUUUUCCCUCCUAAGUUAAUGUAUAUAAACAGUGUUUGUUCCUUGCUUUUUGCUGUCUGCAAAUCAUGUUUCAAAGGGAUUUGGGAUACUUACUGCCUUCAGACAGAUGGGUGGGGUACAAAUAAAAAAAAUGAUCAUCAUCAUCAUCAUCAUCAUCACUCAGUAGCCCUCUCCUCAAUGAAUUUGUCUUUUUUUUAAUCAGUGGCCGUUGGUGCUUCCUGUGGCAGUGAGUUCCACAGUUUAAAUGUGAAAUAAUUUUCUUUUGUCCAGCGUUCGGCUUCAUUGGAUGUCUGGUGUUAUGGGAGCGCGAGAAGCACCUUAUCAGUGUUCCCCAUGGCUUGCAUUUCUUUCUCUGUGCCGCGCAUAGGUUCUCUCUCCUCAAAAUAAAAUAAAUGUAACAA
Molecule: messenger RNA, 2619 nt
Organism: Zootoca vivipara (common lizard)
Lineage: Eukaryota; Metazoa; Chordata; Lepidosauria; Squamata; Lacertidae
Biological process (GO): regulation of transcription by RNA polymerase II
Cellular component (GO): PcG protein complex; chromatin; transcription regulator complex
Molecular function (GO): RNA polymerase II cis-regulatory region sequence-specific DNA binding; DNA-binding transcription factor activity, RNA polymerase II-specific
Source: RefSeq, a predicted model, not a curated record